This is a messenger RNA of Cantharellus anzutake, 3406 nucleotides long. RefSeq lists its product as uncharacterized. The transcript is spliced from 4 exons. Gene Ontology annotation, biological process: regulation of transcription by RNA polymerase II. Lineage: Eukaryota; Fungi; Basidiomycota; Agaricomycetes; Cantharellales; Hydnaceae. The record is from RefSeq and is a predicted model, not a curated record. Gene Ontology annotation, molecular function: DNA-binding transcription activator activity, RNA polymerase II-specific; RNA polymerase II cis-regulatory region sequence-specific DNA binding. Bases 199 to 2997 code for a protein of 932 amino acids. Gene Ontology annotation, cellular component: nucleus.
AACUGGACGCCCUGGAUGCCGGUUUUGAUUUUUUGCUGAAUUACAAUUUUUUGUGUCCGGCGAUAUCCUUCUUAACUAUAGAGCCAACGGAGGGAUUGGCCAUAAAGCUCGACUGCUCAUCGUCCGACUGUCAUCUCUCAGCCCUCCGCGUCCCGAAACAACAAACAAACGCGUAAAAGCUCUUAUUCCCUUGCCAAGAUGAUGGCUACGCCGGAACACCACCAUUGGCAACCUCCUGCCUCCGCUCUCUUCCAGGACCGUCGUCCUGACGAGGCGUCUGGCGCGCGCGGACACGGCGACUGGGACUUCUCAGAGCUCCUACAGUCUGCUAUCGACCCUCGUACGAUGCCUGCGGGAGGAUUUGCACAUCUGUCGAGCGCGAACGGCCAUGCCAAUCACACCCCAUCUUCAUCCUCAACCUUCAACAGUGCCAACCCCGCCGGUGGCUCAGAUAGCAACUCGGACUACGAGCACUCACCGACGGUGCCGAUCCAGUACAAUAGCCAUUCGCAUCCUCGCACCGGUAACGGUGACUAUGUUGAACACUCUUACGACUUGUUCAACUCGACACCCAACUCUUUCGGCCCAGGCAGAAGCUACCAUAGUGCGGACUCUUCGUCCUCGGUCGCCCUUUCUCCUGCUACACGCCCAAGCGAGGUCUUUUAUUCAUCAUCAUAUUCGUCCACCUCGUCAACAGCUUCAUCCCGUUCGCCACCAUACGAUGUUGUGAGUCCACUCAGCUCCGUACCCGAAGACUCUGCGUUGGGGAGCGCUUCGGGUACUAUCUCGCCUGGUGCCCUUGCCUCUUCGGGACGAUAUCCACCCGGGUCCACGUUUUCUAACCUCCUUGUGGAUCGUCAGGCGCCUUCAUCGUUCGGUUCUACCUCUGCAGCUCGCGUUCCACGCACUCAUAACUCGGACUCGUUACAUUAUUCUUUCAACAACGACCCAUCAAGUUCGUCCUCAAGCGUGCCUCGCCAGUUUGAUUCCUCAUACGGAUCAUCUUUGGAAUUCGGACGAAGGAUGUCCAUGGGCAACGAACUAUAUUUGCGCGGCGACAUCAAUAUGUCUUCCACCGCUGCUGCGCCCUUCCUCAAUCAAUACAUCCACGCUCCCAACCGCCUGGCAGUUGGUGAACAGACGGUCAUUGUCAUGUCCAGUCGUGUUGCCCAAAAGAGUUACGGUAAUGAGAAGCGAUUCCUUUGCCCGCCGCCAACCGCGGUCCUGCUCGGGCAAAACUGGUGGAUGGAUGGGGGUCGCCCAGUUUCGACCCAGGUGACCGUUUCCAUAAGUGGUGAGACCAAUGUCUCAGAUGGAACACUUGAGUGGUCCACCCCCCAAGGCAAACCCAUCGACCAUAGUGAGGAAUACGCGUCUGCUGAGGAAAAUGGCUCGGCAAGGAUAGGGAGAUGCGUUGGCAAGCAGCUAUAUAUCUCUGACGUCGACGAGAGGAAGAAACGCGUCGAGGCUUUGGUUAAGAUCAGUGUUACAGCCCAACACAGUGAUCGUUUUGAGGAACACAAUCUCGGGACGUUCACGAGCCGCCCUAUAAAGGUUAUCAGCAAGCCGAGCAAGAAGAGACAAAGUGCAAAGAAUUUGGAGUUGUGCAUUAAUCAUGGUUCGACUGUGUCUUUGUUCCAUCGAUUGCGUUCUCAGACGGUGUCAACCAAGUACUUGUGCGUUUCAGGUUCCGGGGCCUCCUUCAAGGGUUCCGAUGGGGCGCCUCUUCCUGGCCUUGAUUCGCGUCAGCGGACGUCUGCGCCUUCUUUCGUCGCCAAAACGGCCUGUUGGGACAUGUUUAUCGUUUACAUCGUGGACGUUACAAAGCCCAGCUCUGGGCCGGACUCCAUUGUCCCUCCACCCUUCAACCCUGAUUACCCCCCUCCUCCGCCUAAUGCUAUCCCUUGCUCCCCUGAAAAUUCGUCGACACCGAUAUACUACAACCAGACGGUCGUCCUCCAGUGCCUCACUUCUGGUGUCGUCUCGCCAGUUCUUAUUAUCCGGAAGGUCGACCGAGCGACCGUUGUCACCGGCGGCGGGCUUGCCGACUCUGCCAAGGGUGUACCCGAUAAUUUCUGUCUUCCUGGCGAAGUAUGUGGUGAUCCCGUCUCACAAUUGCACAAGAUCGCAUUCGAAGUAUACGAACCUGGGAUCGGUGCUUCAGAGAACGGCGGGCCGGGAUUCUCUGGUGCUUUCUUGAGUUGUAUGGGGGAGAAAGUAAAUACCUAUCGUCCCGUGGAUGUCAGGCAGUGGAAUGGAAGUGGGAGUGCCUCCCCUGAACGCAGCGUUUCGGGGUCGCCGAUCGCAGCGAAUUCGGCCAUCACCUCAAAAGCUGGAUCACCCGAUCCAUAUUUCCCUCCUCCGCACAUGCAAAACAUUGGUCCAGAUUCCUUCGACUUCAUGACCGAUGGUGGCCGUGCUCGUCGUAAGAGGAGCUCAGUUAGUGGGCCCUCGACACCAACGGGAGCCGUGAAGAACGGGGGAGCGAGUCGCAAUGGACGCAGAAGGAUGGAUUCUGUCUCCUCCGUUUCCUCUCGCAAUUCAGGUGAUUCGUGUGUAUCCGGUGCUCUUUGGAGCAUCGAUAUUGGAGAGACUGCUGUAUGGACCAUCGUUGGGACGGAUCAAGUUCGAUAUAACUUCUUUGUUCCUCCUUCGAUCUCCGAGAGUUCAUCCUCUCUUCUCCACCAUUCGCAUUCUUCCUCUGUUUUGCACAUUCCUCCAAACCCUAUCACCCCUGCCAUGGCUGUGCAUAAGUACGUCUCCUCCGACGGCGCCGGCGUCCUCUCGUUGCAUGGAGAGAACUUUUCGAAAUCGGAUCCCCCACAUGUCUUCUUUGGUUCAGAGCAGUCACAGCAUGUUGAGGUUCGCUCGUCGGAGCUGCUCAUUUGCAGACCGCCGCCGUCCCUGGUAGGAGCUGAAGCCAAUGGGAUGAGAAGACCCGUUGUCCUUGUCCGAAGCGAUGGAGUGCUGUUCCCAACUGGGGUCAUGUACCCAUGAUGUGAAAUCGGAAGAUCCUCCUGUCCCUUUGCCAUCUUGGUUUCCUUUCUUUACUUCAUGCCUCGUUGCUCCCGCAUUUUCGUUCGUCUUAUUUUGGUCUUGGUCUAAUUAUUUCGUGCUGUUACUGGCGCGCCCUCACAAUCUUUCCAAAAGUCGUUAGGGACAGCUCUGCGAGACUAGUACCUCGUCUUCUAUUCCCCGUCCCAGUUUAAUUAUUCACGUUCGACUUGUAGAAGUUUUUUCAUUCAUUUAUUCUGCUCCAGUCUUCGCCUCCGUCUGCUAUUCUGCCCUCUUCGAUUUUCCAUAUGCUUACAACUUGUGUAUCUUUAGCAAUGCGUUCCGUGCUAGAUUAUCCUCUCCAUUAUUGGAGGCCAAAAGUAACAAUGAAAUACGCAUUCACGCACAUUCU